AUGGCGGGCCGGGGGCGGGUGAGCAUGCAGGAGCACAUGGCUAUCGACGUGAGCCCAGGCCCCAUCCGGCCCAUCCGCCUCAUCUCCCACUACUUCCCGCACUUCUACCCCACCACUGAGCCCGCCCUGCAGCCCCCAGACCCACGCCCUCCAGUGACCCCCGCCCACUCUGCACCCCAGCCCCAGCCGGACCCAGAGCCAGAGGCAGACUCAGACGACAGCACCGCCCUUGGCACCCUUGAGUUCACGCUCCUUUUUGACGUGGACAGCAGCACCCUGCAUUGCACGGCUCACCGUGCCAAGGGCCUCAAGCCACCGGCCUCGGGCUCUGUGGACACCUUCGUCAAAGCCAACCUGCUGCCCGGAGCCAGCAAGGCCAGCCAGCGGCGGACGCACACGGUUCGGGGCACGAGGGGUCCUGUCUGGGAGGAGACGCUCACCUAUCAUGGGUUCACCCUCCAGGAUGCCCGGCGCAAGACCUUGCGGCUAUGCGUGUGUGAAGACCCGUGGCUGCGGCGACGAAGGCGGGCGCCUCCCCUGGGAGAGCUGCGGGUGCCCCUGAGGAAGCUGGUGCCCAACCAGGCCAGGAGCUUCGACGUGUGUCUGGAGAGGCCCAGGCUGACCAAGAGGCCCAAGAGCCUGGACACAGCACGUGGCAUGUCUCUGUAUGAGCAGGAGGGGGAGGCGGAGCCAGCCUCGGAGGAGCGGGGGCGUGUCCUGCUGUCGCUGUGCUACGGCUCUCAGCGGGGUGGCCUGCUGGUGGGGGUGCUGCGCUGCGCCCACCUUGCCCCCAUGGACGCCAACGGCUACUCGGACCCCUAUGUCCGCCUUUUCCUGCAUCCCAACGCAGGAAAGAAAUGGAAAUACAAGACCAGCGUCCGGAAGAAGACCCUGAACCCCGAGUUCAACGAGGAGUUCUUCUACGCAGGCCCGCGGGAGGAACUGGCCCAGAAGACACUGCUGGUGUCUGUAUGGGAUUAUGACAUGGGCACGGCUGAUGACUUCAUUGGUGGAGUGCAGCUGAGCAGCCGGGCCGGCGGGGAACGCCAGCAACACUGGCGCGAAUGCCUGGGCCACAGUGACCGCAGGCUGGAGCUGUGGCACCCGCUGGACGGCGCGCCCCUCCAGCUCAGCGACUAG
Messenger RNA from Budorcas taxicolor (takin), 1140 nucleotides. RefSeq names its product double C2-like domain-containing protein gamma. The transcript has 10 exons. The record is from RefSeq and is a predicted model, not a curated record. Gene Ontology annotation, cellular component: membrane. NCBI's taxonomy places the organism in Eukaryota, Metazoa, Chordata, Mammalia, Artiodactyla, Bovidae. Bases 1 to 1140 code for a protein of 379 amino acids.